Vitrella brassicaformis is the source of this 1093-nucleotide messenger RNA. The record is from the annotation of a GenBank genome assembly. NCBI's taxonomy places the organism in Eukaryota, Vitrellaceae.
AGCCUACAAGAGCCUACAAGAUAAUGAGGGACGAGGGAUGUUUGUCAUGGACUCGCAUGUCUGUAUGUAUGUGUGUCAGAGAGACCUUGUUGGAACACACAACAAUGGACACACACAUGUAUGCAACAGCAAUAAUACACAUGUGGCAGCUGGCCAUCAUCGCGUCGCUUCACCAUCAUGCCCAAAAUCGAACACUCGUACACCCACAUCCAGCGCACUCGGGGCGGAUUCGAGUCUCACGCGAUGAAUGCCGUGUGUCUGCGUGACGAUCUUGGCCAAAUGGGCAGCCUUGCGACCAUCCUGAACUAACAAGAACACACAACACACCACGACAGUCGGCAGCUGACCACGUGUGGCCGCCACACGCAUGGCGAGUCGGGCUUGUCGACGGCUGAGGUGGGUAGUUAGUGUGCGGCCGCUCUGAUUGAUGGAUGAUGAACCACAGCAUGCAUGCGGUGUGCCUUGCCUGUCUUAACAGGUCGGUCGCCGACACGCAACCAGUAGCAGCUCACACCCCUGCCAGGAGCGCCACAACAAGCAUGACAGUCAAAACACCAAUGGCGCCAUCGACGGAACCAAUGCCGCCAUGUCAUUGUCGAAUGGUCAUCCGUCGAUGACCAUUCGCCGCCCCCACAUGCAGGGCACGAACCCAAGGGGGCAAGGGUGCGUCGUGGUGCUAGGGCCUGCCUGCCUUUGUGGGUUACCUUGUCAGUCGGUCGACGCAACCAUGCGCAUCUAUCCUCAUGCAUGCCGCGGGACGGAAGGAACCAUCUGACUGACAUGACACACACACAGACACACAACGCAUGACACACACGCUGGGCAUCACUCACUCAUUGCGCUGCUGCCCAGCGAUGAGGCAAUCGAUUGCUUGCAGAUCCUCAGCCACUGGAACUGCCAGCCAACAGAAUGAAGCGAAAGGACAGAUGUGCUCGUGACUGCACUGUGUGUGUAUGAAUGUAUGUGAAGCCUCACUCGGCGGUCACCUCUGGCUGACGGGAGGCUCUUUUUGUUUGAUUGCCUCCUUGCGGUCAGCUACGGACAACAGUGAAGAUCUGUGACUGCUAUGAAGAUAUAUCAGCGCGGCCCUUGC